AUGCGCUAUUCUUUGUUGGCAGGUACCCUGUUGGGUCUUGAAGCGGCUGCACUGCAAUUGGGACUUCCGACCGCAGGGGAGCUUGCCCAGAAGGUUCAGGCAACUAAAUCUCGCCACUCGGCGCUGAAGAAACGCGACGAUGUGGAUCUUUCUGUCCUGUACCCGCCGCACAAUCUGAGUGUACCCAUUGAUUUCUUCCACAACGACACUCGCUACGAGCCGCAUACCAAUGACACGUUCAAUCUGCGGUAUUGGUUCGAUGCCAGCUAUUACAAACCUGGUGGCCCUGUAUUUGUCCUUCUUGGUGGUGAAACCUACGGAGACGACCGGCUGCCCUUCCUCCAAAAGGGUAUUGUUCACCAAGUCAUUGAAGCAACCAAUGGUCUCGGUGUGAUUCUGGAGCACCGCUACUACGGAGAAAGCUUCCCGUACCCCAGCGUAUCGCUGGAAAACCUUCGUUUCCUGUCCACCGAGCAAGCUCUAGCUGAAGUCGACUAUUUUGCCCGCAACGUCAAGUUCCCGGGUAUUGACGCGGAUCUGACAGCACCAAACACCCCCUGGAUUGCCUACGGUGGCUCUUAUGCCGGUGCUCAAACGGCGUUCUUGCGAGUGGUGUAUCCCGAAACCUUUUGGGGGACAAUUGCCUCGUCCGGUGUCACUGAGGCUAUCUACGACUACUGGGAGUACUUCGAACCGAUCAGGCAAUACGGUCCGCCCGACUGUAUCUCCGCUACCCAGAGCUUUAUCAGCGUGCUGGAUGGUAUUCUGUUGAAGAACAACACUGCCGCGAUCAAGCAGCUCAAAGACGCAUUUGGAUUUGGAGGUGUUACAAACAAUCAAGACUUCGCCAACAUCUUUACCGACAUCUAUGGAUGGCAGUCCACCAACUGGGACCCCGAGGUUAACAGCCCGAGCUUUUACAACUAUUGUACCAACAUUACCGGGUCGCUCAACUUCCCUGAUCUCGAGGCUAACAGAUCCACCGCCGCGAGCCUUGUCGCUGCUGCUGGGAAAGGAAACGACACUGCGACGGUUGAUGCGGUGCUGAAUGCCAUUGGUUGGUACGGUAGGAAGCUCACCAGCCAGAGGUCGUCUGGUCUGACUCAGGACCAGUACUUCACUGCGCUUAACGACACGCAGUGGGAGGACGAUUCUCUCGACGCUGCGAACGCUUACAGGAGCUGGAACUAUCAGGUGUGCACCGAAUGGGGUUACAUCCAAACUGGAAGCGGCGCCCCUGCAGACAUCCAGCCGUUGAUCUCCCGCACUCUGGACCUCGAAUACUUGACGUACUUCUGCCGCGCAAGUUACAACCGCACCGAGCCUCCGGAUGUCGAGAAGGUCAACAAGUACGGUGGCUUCAACACCAGUUACCCUCGCUUGGCACACAUUGGAGGCAACGCGGACCCGUGGAGGCCUGCUACACCUCUGUGGUACCCGGAUGCUAAGAAGGACAGCAUCAAGGAGCCGUGGCUCUUGAUUUCUCAUGGAGUGCAUCACUGGGAGGAGAAUGGUAUCUUCCCCAACGAGACGACGCCGACGCUGCCGCCGUACCCAGUCAUCUAUGCUCAGCAGUAUCUCAAGAACUUCGUCAUCGACUGGCUGAGUGACUGGGAGAAGCCAGGUUACUUUGCCGAACUGUAA
This is a messenger RNA of Paraphaeosphaeria sporulosa, 1644 nucleotides long. RefSeq names its product peptidase S28. The transcript has 4 exons. Lineage: Eukaryota; Fungi; Ascomycota; Dothideomycetes; Pleosporales; Didymosphaeriaceae. Gene Ontology annotation, biological process: proteolysis. Bases 1 to 1644 code for a protein of 547 amino acids. Gene Ontology annotation, molecular function: serine-type exopeptidase activity; dipeptidyl-peptidase activity. The record is from RefSeq and is a predicted model, not a curated record.